UCAAACGUCGUGCCUUUCGGUUCUGUCGAUACGCUCACAGUGCUCACUGGACUGUUCACACAGUAUUCUGGCCGCGGUGCGUUUCAGCGUGCAUUCCGGUCGGCGGCAACAGCAUUUGAUAUUGCGAACAGUCAACGAGAAAUAAAUAACGGUGGACCUGUGUUUAAGUGGUCUUCGUCUUGAUAAUCAUAAAAUAAAGUUAAAUUAUCGUGUCCCAUAUCCCGGUGUUUAAGUGCUAAGUUCGCGUUUCCGGUAGCACCAUCAAAUUCGGCGUGCACCGCCCGGUAUUAUUGUCUUAAAACUUUCGUUUCGCUAACAGUUCUUAAGCGACGCGGGGAUUGCCACAUCGUGGUCGUACGAUUUUCAGUGUUCCACGCCCGCUCACUGUGUGUAGGUGCAAUGCGUGUGGACCGAUAUAUUGCAUUUUAAUAACGUGAUUUUGGUUUAGUAUUAUAAUAAAUUAUCAACAGACCAUAUCGAUCUCUAUUCUGUCUGAUCAGACUUCGCAUCUGCAGUUGGCCGUUACACUAUGGCCUGGGUGACAAACCUUCGCUACAGUACAUCCAGAGAUUGCACGACACCGAGGGCAUGAAGUGUGCAAUAAGUUGUAGUAUUGUUUCAAAUAAAUUGUUAUGACCAUAACGCUUACACCACAUGUACUCGACCAAGUAGCUGUUCAGUAUUGGUCGGCGAGGUAUCAUAACCGAUGUGCAGCUGCAGGUCUAGGUUAGGUACACGGUCAUCAUGACGAAGCGCAGUCAUCGCCGCUGAGGCCCAUCGUCUCAACCACUAUUUUAGCAGUGUCCACGUCCCACACGCCGACGGUCGCGCCGACUGCCGAAGAAUUGUAUGACCGCCGUCAUCGUUGUCUUCGGUUGAACGGUACACGGCCAGGUUCGGCGAGCGAUGACCACGACAGCUAACCACCGGGCCGCCGCAGGAGGUAACAUGGCUCCCGAACCGGAGGAAGACAUCGCGGCCAUCGCCAAACAGAUAUCGGACCACGCGGAGGCGAUAUACCAGACGUGGAAGGCCCGGGGCCUAGCGCCCAACGAGAUACUGACGUGCCACCGGGACUCGUCGGCCGCAGCUGACAAGUUCGGCUCGGCGCUGACGCCGCAACCCAAACUACCGUCAGACGUGACGGCCCAAGGACACCAUAACCGUGGCACGCAGCUGAUGACCGACUCGAAUAGCACCAACAACCUAGAACGGCUGGUGAACAAGUUCGUGGUGGAGGACAAGGCCCGACUGCAGGCGGCUCGGCAGUCGCGUUCACUGUCGCCUAAGCCGUUCGCAUCGUCCAUUCAGUACGCGCUGCAAAAGUUCGAACAGAAAGCUUCCUCGUCCACCAGCCCCGUUUCCGAGCCACAGCUACAACUACAGCAACACGCUUCCGCUGGCAAGCAGAACGUUGGCGGGAGUGGUGCCGCCAAGAGGUACUGCAGCAAGCCGUCACCGAUACGGAGCUAUGCAGCGGCACCUGUAUCAGAUGAUAGUAAAGUGGACGGGCCUGUGUGGCCGUUUCGGAACGGCGGCAAACCGGUUGUGGCUCAGUCGCAGCAAAACACUUGCGACUUUAUGGAUGAGGUGGCGAAAGAGGAACAGCGGCUGAUCGACGCACUCAAGAACGGAUCGGUGGUUGAGAACAGGAAGACUGAAAAGCCGGCCGUACCCAGCAAAGAAGGCGUCCUGUUGCGAUCGGCCGCUGGUAGUUACGACGCGGCGGUGACGGGUCACCGUUCUAAGCCAGAGUUCCUCAUCGGGCUGUCAGCGCUCAGCUCUUCCAGGCGGAACCAGCACGCGCACCGUCAACAGGAACAGGUGCCACAUCCUGAGCUCACUGACCACCAGCGGGCAAACAUCCGGUCCAAUCACCACCAGUCCAACCCUGUUCGGCCGUUUUUAACGCGUGGUUCAGUUGCCGAACGUGUGCUCAUUUUUGAAAAGUGUCCGACCGAACUGAUGAAGAACUCUGCCGUUUGCAAUUCUUCAUCUGGUCAGUCGUCGUGGAAGAACAUCGGAUCGGAUGUGCACAGCAAAAUCCAAAACUAUUCAAAGGAAUCAAAUCAGAAACCUGGAGCGCCUCCACCGCACACUACGUUACAAAGACAUACUAAGGCUAACCGUAACGUAUUUAUUCCUAGAUUCUACUAUCCAUUUGGCAAGCCUGAGAGUCAACAGCAGUGGGAUACUAUCGUCAAAACAAUCACAGAUUUCUUCAUGUCGUUGCCGAAUUCACAAGCUUCGAAACAUCAUUUUGGUCAAAUUGCAAAGUUAUGUAAUUGUCCGCUUUAUUGGAAGCAACCUCUGUUCUUUGCCUGUGGCGGAGACUUGUCCAGUACUAUAGACGUAAACACCUUCCUUAAUUAUUGGAAAGACGUGUGGUCUUCUUGUCACGACUUGCCAUCGAUGUUCAUACGCAUAUUAUCCAGAAACUCAAAAAAACAAACAUUAUCACCCGAAAACUUCAUCUUAUUAGUCCAAGAUGUGGUCGAUUCCCAUCCCGGCUUAACAUUCCUGAAAACUGCACCAGAGUUCCAUUCUAGAUAUGUGCACACGGUAAUAUCAAGAAUAUUCUACAGUGUUAACACAUCAUGGAGUGGUGAUCUUAGUCUAGCAGAAAUCAGACGAUCAGAUUUAAUUCGAGUCAUUGAUCUAUUAGAAAAAGAAGAAGAUAUCAACCAAGUAACUGCAUACUUCAGUUAUGAACAUUUCUAUGUCAUAUACUGUAAGUUUUGGGAGUUGGAUCGUGAUCACGAUUUAUUUAUUAGCAAAACUGAUUUAGCCAGACACAGCGAUCAUGCUUUGUCCACAAGAAUAAUUGACAGAAUAUUUUCUGGGACUGUUACUAAGAAAAAGCAAAAGAAUUCUAAUAAUAAUUAUAUAGAAGAAAAGAUGAGUUAUACUGAAUUUGUUUGGUUCCUAAUGGCCGAAGAAGACAAACGACAUCCUAGAGCGGUUGAAUAUUGGUUUAGAUGCAUGGAUAUUGACGGUGAUGGUUAUUUGUCUAUGUACGAGCUUGAAUAUUUUUAUGACGAGCAAUUGCAAAGAAUGGAAAGCAUAGGAAUUGAAUGUUUACCAUUUGAGGAUUGUUUGUGUCAGAUGCUUGACAUGGUCAAACCAAAGUGCUGUGGCAAAAUAUCAUUAGCUGAUCUCAAAAGAUGCAAAAUGACUCCAAUAUUUUUUGAUACAUUCUUUAACCUUGAAAAAUAUCUGGAUCACGAACAACGUGAUCCAUUUGCUUCACAGAGGGAUAAUGAAAAUGAACAUACGGAUAAUGGAAAUAAAUAUUAUAAGGCAUCAGACUGGGAUAAAUAUGCUGCUGAAGAAUAUGAAAUGUUAGUAGCUGAAGAAGGUGGAAACGAUGCACCAGAAGAAAUAAAUGGAACUGAUAUUGAAGAUAUCCUGUCACCCAAUUUGGAUGAUGUAUUGAAAUCAUGUACGUUUAAUAAACUAUCCAAUCAGCCUAGAGUUUUGGUCACUGAUUUCUCUUCACCAUCUACUAUGUAUGAUGAUAAUGAUUCAUCUGACUAUGCUGGCGAUAGUGACGAUGAUAUUUAAUUUAAAUACACAAUAAUAAUACAUAAUAAUAGGUUAUAAAUAAUAAUAAUAAUAAUAAUAAUAAUAGUAAUUUUAGUAAUAAAUAUAGUAACACAACCACGUUAUUUCUUUGUGACAAUGGGAAUUGCUGACAUUAUUAUACCAAAGAAUAUAGUUGCUCAUAUUGUCCUCUUGUUCCCAUGUUUUUCUUCUGUUGUUAACUUGAACUUAUAAAUGCAUAAUUUUUGACAAAAUGUUACAUAACAUAAUUUAUGUGUGUGUUUUUGUUAAUAGGCUAUAGCCUGAAAAUAUGUUCAUUAUUAUUUUGUUUUAUUUAUGAAAGAUUAAUUGUUGUUGUUUUCAAAAAUGUUUAAAGCAUUAUAAAAGGUGUAUAAAAUAAUUGCGCCAUGUAC
Messenger RNA from Diuraphis noxia (Russian wheat aphid), 3956 nucleotides. Its product is annotated as serine/threonine-protein phosphatase 2A regulatory subunit B'' subunit alpha. Gene Ontology annotation, molecular function: protein phosphatase regulator activity; calcium ion binding. Lineage: Eukaryota; Metazoa; Arthropoda; Insecta; Hemiptera; Aphididae. The record is from RefSeq and is a predicted model, not a curated record. Gene Ontology annotation, cellular component: protein phosphatase type 2A complex. Gene Ontology annotation, biological process: protein dephosphorylation.